Molecule: messenger RNA, 1568 nt
Organism: Lacerta agilis (Sand lizard)
Lineage: Eukaryota; Metazoa; Chordata; Lepidosauria; Squamata; Lacertidae
Gene: GRXCR2
Product: glutaredoxin and cysteine rich domain containing 2
Exons: 4
Coding region: 527-1387 (286 amino acids)
Biological process (GO): sensory perception of sound
Cellular component (GO): stereocilium base; stereocilium shaft; microvillus
Source: RefSeq, a predicted model, not a curated record
AACAUUGCUCUUUCUGUUGGUGAUAAAAUCAAUAUUUUCUUUAAACUGGAGGUGAACUUUUCUUCUUGAUACUCUGCCACUUAUUUCUGUGAUUCAUUAAGGCAAAAUGACUCAACUCAGCUGCCAAAUAAUGACAAAACCCAGUGCAGGUUCUGUGCAUUUGAAACGAUUCCUGUCACUAUGAAAUGUGCACACAUCUAUAUGCCUGUUUCCUUUGCCUCUGAUGAUAAAUCCACUUUAGCAUUGUCCUUCAAAGACAACACAAUUUUAUGUCUUACAAACCCACCCCGUCACCAUUUUACUUGAGCAACUUUCCCGUUACAUUUCAUCGCAGCAACUGUUGCUUCUCAUGAGGCGCUAUCAAUGUUUCAUAUCAAGGUGUCCUCUUAAACUGUAAUGUGAGAGAGCCAACUAGAACUGUUGAAUUAUACAUCGCCUAGCUGAAUGUAAGCAGCCUUUUUUUGUAAGUCCAAAGCUAUCUCUGGCUGAACUAAUUUCUGGGAAGCGCCGUGAAAAGCCCCUAUCUAUGGAUGAGCUUCAGGUGAAACUGAGCCCCAGGCAUGAUGCAAGAUCCCGAAAAGUCAGAUUCAAAAUCUCCUCUGCCUACAGUGGUCGAGUCUUAAAGCAGGUAUAUGAAGAUGGACAGGAACUUGAAAUCCCGCAGGUGGAAUAUCCUCAUAGUUUUCGGCACUGGAGCUUUGAACCCAAAGACGACUUCUUUGGGCUUGGUGAAGCCCCAGGACCCGGGUUUUGUCCAUCAGCUAAAAUGAAUGCACAGAGGAUCAGUGUAUUCAGAGAAGGCAACAAAUAUACACUGACAGGGAGCCCUUCCCUCUUAAAUGACCAUCAGGCAGAGGAGAGCCAUAUGGCCCAGGACCCGCACUCUCCCCACCUCACCAACCGGGCUAGAAAUGAAGGACACCACACCAUCAGAAUGGGAUCGAAUCAGGCCACAACUUUAUUGACUACAGAUGAAGAGAAUCCCCCUGUUUUAGAUUUUGGGAAGAUUAUCAUCUACACCAGCAAUCUGAAAAUCAUCCGAUCACCACUGACUAAGAAGGAGCUGGUGAGAAAAAUCAUACAGGACGAAGGACUCGAAGACUGGUCCUUCACAUACCAUGAAGGAAGAGGAGAAACUUGCAGUAACCCAAGUGAUGAGAACAUAAAGGAGACUGAAUGUGAGCUUGUUCACAACGAGCAUAUGCAGGAAGCAAAUGGUGAUAUCAGUUGCUCCCAGUGUAAGGGAUCAGGCUCUGCACCCUGCUCUGUGUGCCAUGGAAGCAAGUUUUCAAUGUUGGCGAACCGAUUUAAAGAGUCCUACAGAGCUCUGCGAUGUCCAGCUUGUAAUGAAAAUGGCCGGCAACCCUGCCGGACCUGUGUUCAAUGACUGUAUCUGCUCUCUGGCUUCCUUUUACUUCCCUUGUUUGCUUGUUUUGUGUAGAACAAGAAUCCUUCAAGUUUUUAUGUCUAUUGUAUUUACCUCUUUGCACUCAGGCUACACCUGCAGGUAUAAAAGUGUUUGUAUGCAGUGUUAAUAUGCUACGUAAGGUACCCAUUUAAAAAUAGCA